AGUCCAUCUUCGUGCAUUAGUCCAACCAAGCGACUGAAUUGAUCCCAGCCGCACUAAAUGUCUGACAUUCUAUCUCGAGAGUCAACGACCGUUGGCAAGGAGAAGAAGAGGACCCGAGUCCAGCUAUCGUGCACGGCAUGUCGAAGCCGGAAGUUGAAAUGCUGCCGGACACACCCCUGCACGAACUGCAAAAGACGGGGCGAGGCGCAUUCGUGCACCUUUAUCGGGCGCGGCCCUCGAGGGAGGGCAUCCAAUGGACAUGCGAACCCGACUCAGGUCCAGGACCGUCUGCAGCAUUUGGAGAACCUCAUCCUGUCUCUGACGCAGAAGAAAACACUGGAACAAAACCAGGGCGGGUCUGAGGCGCUAGGGGACCGGGAGAAUGGUAGUCCCCAGGAUGACAACCAGGCCAUGCUGGACACGCCCGUGUCGCAUGACAGUGUGGAAACGAAGAAUUCAUCAAUCGAUGCGUCGAGCAAGCUGCUCGUGAAGGAUACGGGCACAAGUUAUAUCGAUGGCGCGCACUGGAGUGCCAUUCUCGAGGAAAUCAAUGGAGUCAAAGAAUAUCUAGAAGAAAGUGAUGAUGUAUCAGACGAGGAAGACGAGGAGGAAGACUCCUCUGAUGUGGCCACUCCGACCCUGCUGUUUGGAUUGAGCAAGCCCGCAAGCAAGGAAGACCUGCUGGCAGAUAUUCCACCUCGACCCGUGACCGACCGGCUGAUUUCUCAGUUCUUCAACAGUAGUGAGCCGUUUAUAGUCAUCUUCCAUAUAUUCACAUUCCAAAGCGAGUAUAAUAAAUUCUGGGAAUACCCAGAAAAGACCUCACUGCCCUGGCUGGGUUUAAUCUACGGUAUCUUAACCAUGUCCGUCUCCAUCCAUCAGCGCCUUCAAGAGCCACUACCCAGCCCUCUCAAAGACCCGGCGAACGCCCUGGCUACGUUUCGCAAACGAACUGCCCAGUGCCUAGCCCAGUCCAACUAUACCAAACCCGGACGGUACAAGGUUGAGGCGCUGUUUCUAUGCACAAUGGGGGAAUUCUACCGCACCAACGACGCCCAGGUGGGCGUAUCGUUCAUGCUCGGACUCACGAUCCGACUGGCAAUGCGCAUGGGGUAUCAUCGAGAUCCACAGCACUUCCCCGGCAUUUCUCCCUUCGACGGGGAGAUACGACGGCGGGUGUGGGGGAUCAUGUCUCAACUGGACUGCCUGAUUUCAUUCCAGGUGGGCGUGCCUCGAACCAUCCAAGACUGGCAGCACGACGUCGAACUUCCGCGAAACCUCUCGGAUGAAGACAUCUAUCCGGACAUGGAGCAGCUGCCGCCGUCGAAACCGGACAACGAGCUGACGGCGACGUCGUAUGCUCGAGCCAAAUCGAGAAUCAUGUCCGUGUUUGGCAAGAUCUCCGACCUGGCGUAUUCGCGAGAGCCAGUCACCUAUGAGAAAACCCUUGGGAUUGACCGGCGUCUUGAAGAGGCCCACAACAUGGUCACGCCGACUUUCAAAAUGCGUCCCCUCGACCAGUCGAUCGCCGACCCGGCAGAGCUGAUCCUCCGGCGCUAUACAUUACAGCUUCUCUACCUGAAGGCGCGAUGCGUACUGCACCGACGGUACCUGGGCGAAGUCCAUUCCGAUCUGCGGUAUGCAUACUCCCGAUGGGUUUGUAUGAGUGCGUCGAAAGAGAUCCUCCGGCACCAGGCAGAUCUGUACCACGAAACGCAGCCUGGAGGGAUUCUGUAUCGAGAACGUCAAUUCCCCAACUCUCUGCAAUAUGCCGACUAUUUGCUCGCCGCCAUGAUCAUCUGCUUGGAACUAUCGUCCAACCCAAUCACGGGCCCGGAAUCGAGCCAGGCGAACGAUGUCGCGGUGGUCAUCAAAGGUCGAGAAGACCUGCUCGCAACGCUCGAGAUGUCUCAUAGCAUCUUUGAAAAGUCCCGCCGACAGUCGGUGGAUGCACAAAAGGCGCACGCCGCUUUGACCAUGAUGCUGCGCCGGGUGAAGAAUGAAUCCCAACUUCUCUCGCCGCAAAAGGUGCCCCAGCUCCACGGCAUAGCGAGCGAAGCUUCUGGAUUACCAACCACCCAACCUCCGGCGUAUGGAAGCUGGCAAGCAUCACAAAAUCCGUCUUAUAGUCUUGGUCUGGACGCCGAUGCCAUGGCCGAUGCGACCAGCAUCAUGCAGCCGCCUUUGGCUUCUCUGGAUGUCAUCGGAGACAUGCUUGACGCACCGACAAACCUCGACUGGGGUCUAUGGGACCAGCAGAUCCAAGGUCUAGAAGAUCGCGGAAUGAGCUUUUGGAAUGACCCCGGGGAGAUAGAUAAAAUGCUUGGGAAUGCGUAGUGCAGUAGAUAGGAGUAUCUCAAUGCCAG
This is a messenger RNA of Aspergillus steynii IBT 23096, 2366 nucleotides long. Its product is annotated as putative C6 transcription factor. Gene Ontology annotation, molecular function: DNA binding; DNA-binding transcription factor activity, RNA polymerase II-specific; zinc ion binding. Gene Ontology annotation, biological process: regulation of DNA-templated transcription; DNA-templated transcription. Lineage: Eukaryota; Fungi; Ascomycota; Eurotiomycetes; Eurotiales; Aspergillaceae. The transcript is spliced from 7 exons. The record is from RefSeq and is a predicted model, not a curated record. Bases 58 to 2337 code for a protein of 759 amino acids. Gene Ontology annotation, cellular component: nucleus.